ACUGGUUUGACAGAAUUCCAGAAAAGCUGACAAAAUGAAUAAGGGAAUCAAGAAGAAGCAGGGAGGGAAAAUUACAGUGGCUUCGACGAUGGCGUCUUUGGCCAAACAGGAGAAACAAGUGAAAGACAAGAAGUUAAAAGAAGAGGAGGCAAAGGCAGAGGAAGAAGCUAAACCUGCUGAGAAGGAGAAGCUUGCGGAUUUCAUCAAGUACUACAAGGAAAUUGGCCUUGUACCAGAAAAUGAGUGGAAUGCGUUCUUUCAGAAGAAUACCAGUCCACCUCCUGUUACCUUCAGACUGGUAGAGAGUUAUAGACUGUGUCCUUCACAUGUUGACACAGUGCCUGGUGUCCCAAGUCAGGCCAGAGUUUUAGCUCGUUACAUUCAAAAGAAGUAUGCCGAUGUGGUAAACCAGUUAACUGUUGGAAACAAGGUUCCGGUUAAACUUGCACCGUUACCAUGGUAUCCUAAAGAGCUUGGCUGGAUGUUGAAUGUAUCACACAGUGAGUCUGAGAAGUAUCUAGGCCUGAAGGAAUUUGAUAGCUUCAUACGCACUGAGAAAAACCAGAGAACCUUGCAAGGUCUGGAGACAUGGAGUAUGUUCCCACCAACCCUUCUUGAUGUAAAACCCCAGCAUGUAGUGCUAGAUAUGUGCGCUGCACCAGGGUAUAUAGCCAGUCAGGUCUGUGAAAUGAUGAACUCGGAACCUCUUCAAAGUCACACUGGACUUCUGAUUUUGAAUGACCUGUUUAAAGCACAAGACAGGAUGCAUUAUCAGUGGACACAGGGUUCAAAGGUCAUCUACACAUUCUUUGAUGCCAAAGUGUAUCCUGACUUCUAUAGUGGAGAAAAGCAAACAAUACAGAACCAGCUGAAGUUUGACAGAAUUAUGUGUGAUGUUAAAUGCAGCGUUGAUGGAACUAUGAGGAAGAACGUGUCAGUUCAAGAGUCCUGGACACCUAGAACUGCUCUCACUUUCCAUAGUGACCAGUUGGCAAUAUUGAGAAGAGCACUUGAACUUGUGAAGGUGAAAGGUCGUGUACUCUACACCACGACCUCUCUGAAUCCAAUUGAAAAUGAGGCUGUUGUCAUGGCUAUGAUCAAAGAAGCAAAAGGUUCUGUAGAACUGUUUGAUAGUAGAAAACUUGUGAAAGAUUUCAAAAUUAGACCAGGAAUGACUUCAUGGAAGGUGAUGACUGAAGAAGGGUUUUUCCUGGAGAAUUUUACCGAUGCAAAUGAAAAAUUCCAGGCUGACUAUCCAGCCACAGUUUUCCCUCCACCAAUUAAGGAAGUCAUGGCCUAUCAUAUGGAGAGAUGUGUUCGAGUUUUACCACAUGACAACGAUACCACUGGAUUUUUCUGUGCUGUCCUAGUGAAGACAUCAGAACUACCAUGGAUUAGAGCCAAGAUUAUUGAAGAGAUGAAGGCCAAGAGGCUUGAACCCAAACUGGAGGAACCCAAAGCUCGACAAUACGGAUACAACAUCAAGUUGAAAUGUCACGUGGCCCCCACGGAGAUCGAAUGGACGACUGAAAUCACUAAUCAGAAACUUCAGACUAUCACUAGAGUCAGUAAGGAGACAUUUGGUGUUCCUGCACAGGAAAUGGAUCCAUCGUGUAAACCAAGACAACUGAUACCAGAGGUGGAACAGAAUUUUGUGUUUUGUGAGAAAACUACAGAGGAAUGGUUGAAAAUCAAGGAGUUUUUCAAGAUCUCCGAUGAUUUUGACCCCACAAAUAUGGUGAUGCGGCAUAAUAAAACAACUUACUUCCAGUCGUGCCCCAUGGCAAAGUCUCUCGUAAAAUAUAACAAGGAAAAGGCAGAAAGCAAUUUCAGUGCAGCCAUAGGUACAUGUAUAUUUUUCCCAAUGCCCGAGCUAUGGAACAAGGUGGAUACUACUGUACCUACAAUGAUGAGUCAUGAGGGUUUGGCGUUCCUGUACCCAUUCAUCACCAAGCAGCUGGUGAACAUCAACAGCGAAGAUCUGUUAAAACUGGCGUUCUACGAUAAGGUCAAGAUCGAGACAUUGAGUGAGAAAGCACAGACAGAUCUUAAGGAAGCUGAUCAAGGAUGUGUGUUGUUUGUGUACAGACCAAAAUACAUGAGCAGUCUACCAAAUUGUAACAUUACAUUUGUUGGAGCAAGGGGAGAUAACUGGUGUUUACACUACAAGGAUGGCAGGACAUCAGAAUGGAAAAACACAUUCAGACUGGCAGAUAUGGAACGAGAAGAUUAUGGACGCAAACUACAGGAAGAGAAGCUAAUGGCUGCUUUAGAAAAAGAUAAAAAAGACAAAGAGGAGAAGAUGGAAACUUAGUGUUUUAAGACAUAGGGAAGAGUUUGUGUACAGUCAUAGAAGUCAUAAGGUUUAGAUGUGAGGAGUAAAUUGUUCUGUUAGUGAAGUACUUUAUGAAAAAUAUGCACAUUUUACUAGUUUAAGUUCUUACUUUUAUUGCACAUACUGUUGAUAAUAUAGCAAGUUUUGAGAGCUGGAAGUAUUCACAUAUAUGAUGCUUACAAGCUGAUUUGAUUGAUUUACAUCAUACAGGAUAACAUUUUUUUACAUAAGUGUAUAUAUGUCUGGAUAUGCAGCAUUUCUCUGAAAUGAUUCAGAAUGGAAAGUUGUCUGAAAUGAUUCAGAAUGGAAAGUUGUCUGAAAUGAUUCAGAAUGGAAAGUUGUCUGAAAUGAUUCAGAAUGGAAAGUUGUCUGAAAUUAUUCAGAAUGGAAAGUGAGUGUGGAUAAGUGCUUUAGUAAUCAUGGACUUGCUGUUUGUUAGUAAUUGGAUUUCAGUUCAACAUUUGGUAUUCAGACACUUAAUGAAGAAAUAGAUCUUGCUGUUCAAGAAAUGUGCAGGCCUGCUGUAUAUGCAAUUUACAUGCUUGUAAAAGAAUAUGACUCCUGGGUGUGUGUGUGGGGGGGGGGGGGGGGGGGUGCAGGGAUGUCUGUUUAUCCCUCAUUCAAACACACAUAAAAGAAUUUAGGAAAUAUUAAAUUCUUCAAGAGCAAGUCAGUUAGGUUAAUAGCAUCAGGAAAAAUGGGUGCCAUGAACAAAAAUGUACUUGCCAUGGUCAUUCAAACAAAUGGAGGAUUUCUGUAAAUGCUUAUUGUGUGAAUGGUUUUCUUUGUUAUUUGAACAAACAGAUCAUGAAACAAAUCAUCACCAUAAAUGAGCCGCACCAUGAGAAAACCAACAUAGUGCGUUCGCGACCAGCAUGGAUUCAGACCAGCCUGCACGGUCUGAUCAGAAUUCAUGCUGUUCGCUUUCAAACCUUGUUGCAGUUAGACAAUCUGUUAGCGAACAACAUGGAUCCUGACCAGACUGCGUGGUUGCAAAUGCACUACGUUGGUUUUCUCAUGGUGCGGCUCAAUUUUCAUAGGUAUGUUGGUUACAGAUUUCAUUUACUGUUAAUCAGUGACAUUAAAUGUUGUUGUAUUUGUUUAUGUUUUUUUUUUUGCCAAGUGGAAUAAAUGUGUUAAAGAUUU
Mercenaria mercenaria is the source of this 3481-nucleotide messenger RNA. RefSeq names its product RNA cytosine-C(5)-methyltransferase NSUN2-like. Gene Ontology annotation, molecular function: methyltransferase activity. Lineage: Eukaryota; Metazoa; Mollusca; Bivalvia; Venerida; Veneridae. Gene Ontology annotation, biological process: RNA methylation. The coding region runs from base 35 to 2314 and encodes 759 amino acids. The record is from RefSeq and is a predicted model, not a curated record. The transcript has 22 exons.